Molecule: messenger RNA, 2644 nt
Organism: Erigeron canadensis
Lineage: Eukaryota; Viridiplantae; Streptophyta; Magnoliopsida; Asterales; Asteraceae
Product: MAR-binding filament-like protein 1-1
Exons: 4
Coding region: 87-2453 (788 amino acids)
Biological process (GO): mitotic chromosome condensation
Cellular component (GO): chromatin; condensin complex; condensed chromosome
Molecular function (GO): chromatin binding
Source: RefSeq, a predicted model, not a curated record
CAAUCCAAUUCAUCUAAUUGGACAACUCUACUGCUAAAAAGACCACUCAAAAGAAAGAAACACAAGCAAAUCUCACACAUGAGAAGAUGAUGAUGAUGGGGUUUGCAGCGGGAACCUCAUCUCCCCCUCCUUUACAUUCUUCACCACCUCUUUUCUCUCCAUUUUCAUCUUCUUCGCAACCCCCCUUUUUCCUUCAUUCCUUUUGCCAAAGAAAUCCCAAACAUGAUUUCACUAAAAGAAGAAAGCUUUAUGCUUGUAUCCAAAACAACGACGUCGUUUCCGUUUCCUGCCAACGAAGAGCGAUUCUCUUCAUGGGUUUUUCUCUUCUUCCUUUCUUAAAUUCGAAAGCAAUAGCUUUUCAAAAUCUUGCUGCUGCUGCUGCCACUGAUGAUGAUUUGGAAAGUUUUGAAAGGGCGCAUGAGCUUAAUCAAAUAUCAGAGGUACCAAAUGCAGCAUCAAACCCCUCUCUUACACUUUUGAAUGGACUUGGAAUAAUUACUACAGGUGUGCUUGGUGCCUUCUAUGCAUUGGCUCAGAAGGAAAAGUCAGCUAACCUUGCAACAAUAGAAUCCAUGGAAUCUAAGCUGGUUGAAAAGGAAGCUACAAUUGUGUCAAUGAAGAAAAGCUUCGAGUUAAAACUACAAAAUGAAAAGGAAGAAAGAAAUGAGCAAAUAAAAAAGGUGAAUCAAGAAAAACAAUCUUUAAUGACCCAAUUAAGCUCAGCACAAAACACGGUAAACGGGCUAGGACAAGAGCUUCGGAAAGAGAAAAAGUCCAUCCAAGAUCUCGAAAACCAGAUUGACCUUCUUAGUGUUGACCUCAAAAAAGCUUCCGAUGAUAAAGAAGACCUUAAGAUGCAAUUGAAAGAUAAACUUUUCUCCAUUGAAGUCCUGCAAGAAAGGAUAAAUUUGCUUAACACUGAGAUUAAGGAUAAAGAAGAUGAACUUGCAAAUGUCAGUUCUGCCCUUGCUGUUAAAGAAUCCGAGUAUAAGAAACUGAGUUUGUUGUAUGAAGAAACAGGGGCUGAAUUGACUGGGUCAAAGUCAAAGAUCGAAGGAUUAAAACAAGAAAUCUUGAAACUUGAGAAAGAAUUAGAAUUGAAAAGUUCAAGUAUUGAUGAUCUGAAUGCAGAAGCUCUUUCUUUACGUGAAGCAAAAAACACCAUUAGCUCACAACUGGACUUUGCGAGGAAAGAGUAUGCGGAGUUGAAUCUUGUUUUGGAAAAACGAGCGGAUUCUGAUGCUAAGCUUUUGGAAGAAAGUGGAAAGAAACUCGAGGAUCUUAAAGAACAGCUUGCGUCAACUUUGAGCAAAGUGGUCAAAAAUGAAGAAUUAAUUGGUGAGCUGACCAACGAAAGAGAUGAUUUGAGAAAGACAUUGGAUAUUAAAGCGGGUAAGGUCAGUAGUCUUGAAGAAGAGCUUUGGGUCGUCCAGCAAACAUUAGAGGAAACGAGAAAUGAGGCUACCGGGCUGACCAACGAAAGAGAUGAUUUGAGAAAGACAUUGGAUAUUAAAGCGGGUAAGGUCAGUAGUCUUGAAGAAGAGCUUCGGGUCGUCCAGCAAACAUUAGAGGAAACGAGAAAUGAGGCUACCGGGCUGGCAGAGCUUCUAGAACAUUCCCAAAAUACAUGCAAAAACCUCGAGGAGGAAGUUUCUAGAGUUCAAGCCGAGUAUGCUGAGUCGAAAACUGCGUUACAGGAAAAUAUAGAUGAAUUAAAACAAACUGCUGAAUUGUUGGCUAAAGAACUUGGGUCAACUAAAGAUGUUUCUGAAAAAACUAAGGAAGAAUUGGCUCGGGUGUUGGUAGAACUUCAAGAAAUAUCAGAAAACCGUGAUAAUCUGGGUAAAGAACUCGCGGAUACAUAUAAGAAGCUUGAGAAUGUGACAGACGAGCUUAUAGAAAAGAAAAACAAUGUAGUUUCAUUGACUAAGGAAGUCAAUGGUUUGGAAUCCGAGAUUAUGAAAGACAGAGAUUCAAGAAAAUCAAUGGAAACAGAUUUGGAAGAAGCAACAAAAGCACUUGAUGAAAUGAACAAGAACACCAUGAUUCUAUCACGGGAAUUAGAGUUUUCAAAGAGCAAGAUAUCCGCACUUGAAAACGAGAAAGAAGUUUUGUACAAAUCUGUAGAUGAACAAAAACAGGCUAUUCAAGAAGCCCGAGAAAACAUGGAGGAUGCUCACAGUGUAAUUGUGAAAUUGGGGAAAGAACGCGAAAGUUUAGAGAAGAAAGGAAGCAAACUCGAGAAGGAAUUGGCAGCUGCUAAAGGUGAGAUAUUAAGAUUAAGAAGUACAAUUAAUUCUUCCGGAACUGUCGAAAAGGUAAACAAGAAUGAAAGUGUGAAAAAAGAAAAUGAGAGUGGAAGUGGAAGUGGAAGUGAAGAUGAAAAUGCAGCAGUUGCUGUGAAGAAAGUUCGGAGAAGGAAGAAGGUUGUAUCACAACAGAAAGAAUCUUGAGAAGUGUGUGGGAUUUUUGAUAUUGAGUGAAAGUUGAGGAAAGGUAUUUGUAAUAUUUGAUUCUUAGAGUAAAUUAUAGAGGUAACAAACUAGCAAUGUAGCAUUUGUAACUUCGUAGCAGUUGUAACUUUAAGCAGAAUAUUUCUUAAAUUUCAAAAAAUUAAAAUGAAGUUUUAAAUUUCUGGUGAUAA